GGUCCGAUGCAGCUACUACAGUAGUGGGCAUGGACGAGAAUUCGCCAUAUAGCACCAAUACCAAAACCGCUUAGAGAUUACGAUCCAAUUACGGUGCUUCAACUAAACGCGGAUGAAGUAUUUCCAGUACCUCCAUAUGGUGCACGGUAAUACUCUAACUAUAACUAAUUCCAUAUAAUUUCAAAUCUUUCAAUUAACUCUACACUUAAUAUAUGCAUUGUUUUAAUAUACGUACUUUGCAUAACACAUUGUAGUUGGUUGCAUCCUUUGAGUUAUGUUCACACCGCUAGUCAUUCAGUUUGCAUAUAUAGAACAAUGCUUGAUCAAAUGUUGUCAAAUCAAGUUCGUGAAUUUGCUAAUAAUGUUGAUAAUAUUUUUUUUUCCAUAUUGUUGAUAAUGUUGUUGAUAAUGAUGUUGAUAAUAUUCGCAAUGUCCUAAUAUUUUUUAUAGUUCAUUGGAUGCCAUAUAACACCACUGAUGUUGAGUACCAAGAAUUGGCUUCGGAUUCGACAAUUGUUUCACCAUUACUUUGGAUGUCUAGUUGUCCACUUAUUUGUUAUUCACGAGUGGAGAUGCAUCGUCCGGAGAGAGUAUUACGACAGUUCGGGAUGGUCCAGCCAACUCCGUCACAUCCUACGGAUGUUGUUAUUUCCAACAAAUUACAUGAUUUGACUCGUCAAGGUCGAUCGGGUCUGGAUUGGAGCGAGUAUUUGAGUACAUAUGUUGCUAAAUGGCACAAAGAUUUCAGACUAUCGUCCCAUUUCAACCAAUCAAUGGACAAGAUACAGAGGAUGGUUAUGAAGCAUGGUAUGAUGAGCACACUCGUCGUUUUAUAUCACCGAUUGACGAUUUGACGAGCAUUGAUUUUCAGACUGGAGAUCGGACAAUUAUGAAUUUGGUGGCUACUCGACUAGCCUCAAUGAACACCAAUAUGCCAGAAAUGCAGCCUAUGAUCAAUAUUCUCAACAGGACCGGGAUGCCUUCUACGGGUGCCUCGGAUGGAGGAAGAAUGAGAACUCACAACCGCACUCAAAGGUCUACAAGAGAAAUGAAUGAUUUCACUUCCCGAGAUGAGGAUGUGACCGGUCCUUCCACGUACUGAGAUUAUGCCGGUCCUUCCUCAUAUCAAGAUGAGGCCGGCCCAUCCACACUUCGAAAUGAGCCCGGUACUUAUCCCGGUUCUACUGAUGAUGUUUAUAUUCCGACACCAGUAACUCCAUACUAGCCUGCCAUGAACAUGUAUUCAGGUAGUGAAUUUUUGGAUCUCAGUUU
This is a messenger RNA of Erythranthe guttata (spotted monkey flower), 1272 nucleotides long. The record is from RefSeq and is a predicted model, not a curated record. Lineage: Eukaryota; Viridiplantae; Streptophyta; Magnoliopsida; Lamiales; Phrymaceae.